AUGUACGUGGGCUAUGUGCUGGACAAGGACUCGCCCGGCUACCCCGGGCCCGCCCGGCCCGCGGGGCUCGGCCUGAGCCCGCAGGCCUACAGCCCCGCGCCCCCCGCGCCCCCGCAGUACCCCGACUUCACCGGCUACUCGCACGUGGAGCCGCUGCCCGCGCCCUCGGCGGCCUGGAGCGCGCCCUUCCCCGCGCCCAAGGACGACUGGGCCGCCUACGGCCCGGGCCCCGCCGCCCCCGCCGGCAGCCCGGCGCCCCUGGCCUUCGGGCCGCCCCCGGACUUGAGCGCCGGGCCCGCGCCCCCGGGGCCCGGCCCCGGCCUCCUGCUGCAGCCCCUCGGCGGCCCGGGCGCGCCGUCGUCCCCCGGAGCGCCCAGGCGGACGCCCUACGAGUGGAUGCGGCGCAGUGUGGCUGCUGGAGGCGCUGGUGCCGGCAGCGGUAAAACCCGGACCAAGGACAAGUACCGCGUGGUCUACACUGACCACCAGCGUCUGGAGCUAGAGAAGGAGUUCCACUACAGCCGCUAUAUCACCAUUCGGCGCAAGUCAGAGCUGGCUGCCAACCUGGGACUCACAGAACGGCAGGUGAAGAUCUGGUUCCAAAGCCGAAGGGCCAAGGAGCGCAAAUGUGAACAAGAAGCAGCAGCAGCACCCCCAGCCCCCCGCCACAGCCCGCUGAAAGUUUCCUCCACCCCAGCGGGCCCCCCUAUGGGCGGCCUGUGCCCCAGUUCUGCUGGCCUCCUGAGGGCCUCUUCCACAUUGUCAGUCAGGAAGAAUAUCUGUCACCUCAGACCAGUCACCACACAGGCUCCACAGUCAUCGCCCAUCGUGCUGGUGUGGGAGCGCUGCCCAGAGAUGGCCCCUGGCUACCUGAGCUCAGAUGAGGAAGGUCGCCUCCCUUCCAAGCUAGGAGACCUUCUUGAAAAACGCCGGUGGAUCUGGGAUCUCGCUGGGGCGCAGCAGUUCGCCCCUUUCCAGCCCGGGGUCGGCCACGAUCGGAUCGGCCCCUGGCUGGGCUCCCGCAGCCCGGCCAAGAAGAGGAGGCGACGUCUGCGCCCGCGCCCCCAUCCCCGCUGCUGGUGGCUCGCUCGCUUCUCCUCCUGCUCGCUCCCUCUUGCUCGCUUGCCCCUUGCUCUCCGAGCCCCGGGGAGCCCUGCGAGACGCCCCGCGCCCAACCUCCAAGAUGAACAAGCUCCAGGGACCUCACCUCCGCAAGGGGCUGCCCUAGAGGCUGGGGGCAUGCAUCUGGCUCUCCGCUUUGCACCCUUCAAUGGAGCAGUCUCCUGA
Suncus etruscus (white-toothed pygmy shrew) is the source of this 1287-nucleotide messenger RNA. RefSeq names its product caudal type homeobox 1 (gene CDX1). Lineage: Eukaryota; Metazoa; Chordata; Mammalia; Eulipotyphla; Soricidae. Gene Ontology annotation, molecular function: RNA polymerase II transcription regulatory region sequence-specific DNA binding; DNA-binding transcription factor activity. Gene Ontology annotation, cellular component: nucleus. The record is from RefSeq and is a predicted model, not a curated record. Gene Ontology annotation, biological process: regulation of transcription by RNA polymerase II; embryo development; animal organ morphogenesis.